Molecule: messenger RNA, 2829 nt
Organism: Morus notabilis
Lineage: Eukaryota; Viridiplantae; Streptophyta; Magnoliopsida; Rosales; Moraceae
Product: DNA ligase 1
Exons: 17
Coding region: 193-2559 (788 amino acids)
Biological process (GO): DNA recombination; lagging strand elongation; DNA biosynthetic process
Cellular component (GO): nucleus; mitochondrion
Molecular function (GO): DNA binding; ATP binding; DNA ligase (ATP) activity
Source: RefSeq, a predicted model, not a curated record
ACAAAACAAACUUGUCCGAAUAACGGAAAACUAUUAAAAGAAGAAAGAAAAAAAAAAAAAAAAAAAAGGGAGAAAACUUGUCCUCACAUUCGUUAACCAAACCCUUCCCGCCAUUUCCCGUCACUUCCUCCGCACUCUUUUCCUUCUUCCUCCCUCUCGCUCUCUCUGAAAUCCGCCAUUUUUCUGCAUUUGAUGCUCAAGCUUCGUUCAUGCCAUUGCCUACGCCCAGUCCCAAUCUCUUUCCCCCGCCUCAAUUUCCCCUAUUUCUCUAUCCUCAUCUCCAGACCCUUCUUUCCUACCCCCAUAACCCUCUCCAGAAACCCUAGACCCCAUCAUUUGACCGCUAUGUCUUCUCGCCCCUCCGCUUUCGACGCUCUCAUGUCCGGCGCUCGCGCCGCCGCCGCCAAGAAGAAGGCCCAGCCCUCUUCUUCCCCCAAGAAACGCAAAUCCCCGGACUCAAAACCCUCUCAAAACCCCGAUUCGGCGACCGUCUUGGAAACCGAAGCGAAAGGCCAAGAAAACGGAGACGCCGCUGGAAAUGCUGUUGCGUGUAAGGAGGUGGCGGCGCUGCCGGCUGCAAAGAAAGUUUGCGUGUCGGCGAGCGCGCAAGAGAGGACAGCGCAGUUGAAGAGUAAAAUCGCUCAAUUGAAGAGAAAGGCUGGGGAUUUCGAUCCGAAAUUGAUCGAUUGUUUGAAGGAGGGAGAGAAAGUUCCGUUCUUGUUCCUCUGUUUGGCUUUUGACUUAAUUGCGAACGAGACGGGGAGGAUUGUGAUCACUGAUAUCGUGUGCAACACCUUGCGGACGGUGAUGCACACCACGCCUGAUGAUUUGGCGGCCGUGGUUUACCUCUCAGCGAACCGGAUUGCGCCGGCACACGAGGGGCUGGAGCUCGGAAUCGGGGAUGCCUCGAUUAUAAAGGCGCUUGCAGAAGCUUGUGGGGGGACUGAAAAACAGGUCAAAAAUAAGUAUCAGGUAUUGGGAGAUUUAGGUCUUGUUGCAAAAGCAAGCCGCUCUUCCCAGACCAUGAUGCGCAAGCCUGAUCCAUUGACUGUUACGAAAGUUUUUGAUACGUUUUGUCUCAUUGCUAAGGAAUCUGGGAAGGAUAGUCUAGAGAAGAAAAAGAACCAUAUCAAGGCACUUCUUGUUGCUGCUACUGAUUGUGAACCUCAAUAUUUAAUCCGAUUGCUUCAGGCAAAGUUGCGAAUUGGAUUGGCAGAGCAGACUUUAUUGGCUGCAUUAGGACAAGCAGCUGUAUAUAGUGAAAAACAUUCAAAUCCUCCUCCAAAAGUUCAGUCUCCAUUAGAAGAGGCUGUAAAGAUUGUAAAACAAGUGUACUCUGUACUUCCUGUUUAUGAUAAAAUAAUCCCAGCCCUUCUCAGCGAUGGUGUGUGGAAUCUUCCAAAAACAUGUAAUUUUACUCCAGGUGUCCCUGUUGGACCUAUGUUAGCAAAGCCGACAAAGGGAGUGUCUGAGAUUGUACAAAGGUUUCAGGAUACAGAAUACACCUGUGAAUACAAGUACGAUGGAGAACGUGCACAGAUACAUUAUUUGGAGGACGGUUCAGUUGAGAUAUACAGUCGAAAUGCUGAGCGAAACACUGGAAAAUUUCCUGACGUCGUCGCUGUAGUUUCAAGGUUAAAGAAGUCAUCUGUAAACUCAUUUGUCUUGGAUUGUGAACUGGUCGCUUAUGACAGAGAGAAACAGAAAAUUCUUCCCUUCCAGAUACUCAGCACACGAGCUCGCAAAAAUGUGGUCAUGAGUGAUAUCAAGGUUGAUGUUUGCAUAUAUGGGUUUGAUAUGUUGUAUCUUAAUGGUCGACCUCUUCUUCAGGAAGAACUAAAAGUUCGUAGAGAGUGUCUCUAUGAGUCGUUUGAGGAAGAGGCUGGAUUUUUUUUAUUUGCCACAGCAAUAACUUCAAAUGAUAUCGAGGAAAUACAAAAGUUUCUUGACGCUUCUGUUGAUGCCAGUUGUGAGGGUCUUAUUAUCAAAACGUUGAAUAAAGAUGCUACAUAUGAACCCUCCAAGCGGUCUCUUAACUGGCUCAAAUUGAAGAAGGAUUAUUUGGAUAGCAUAGGGGACUCACUGGAUUUGGUACCUAUUGCUGCUUUUCAUGGUCGAGGAAAACGCACAGGUGUCUAUGGUGCCUUUCUCCUAGCUUGUUAUGACAACAACAAUGAGGAGUUUCAGAGCAUUUGUAAAAUUGGCACUGGAUUUUCUGAAGCAAUGCUGGAAGAACGUUCUGCUAGCCUCCGUUCUAAAGUGAUUCCAAAACCAAAGUCAUAUUAUCGCUAUGCAGAGACCAUUAGUCCAGAUGUAUGGUUUGAGCCCACUGAGGUUUGGGAGGUGAAAGCUGCAGACUUAACUAUUAGCCCUGUUCAUCGUGCUGCAACUGGCAUCAUAGAUCCUGAUAAGGGCAUUUCACUUCGGUUCCCGCGCCUUGUUCGUGUCCGAGAGGACAAGACUCCAGAGCAAGCUUCAUCAUCUGAGCAGGUGGCUGAUAUGUACACUGCUCAAAGUCACAAUCAUUCAAAUAAUCAAGAUGAUAAUGAAGAUGAUUGAGUGACAAAGUUCGUUUCCUUUACUCUAAUCUGGAGAUUAUUUCUGCGUGUAAAGACCGCAAGUGAAAUGUUGAUACAGUCAAACAUUGAAUGAAGACUGCACUCAUGUGGUUGGACGUGCUAGGCUGUAAAUUUGUAACAGAUUUAGAUGCUCUUUGUAGAAGUUUCAGGCAAUCAAAAUAGUCCAAUUUGGGGUCCUGCAUCUGCAUUGGCUAUAUUUAUCGGCGGUAAACUUUGUUAUAUUCUAAGCAAAAAUAAAAAAAAAUUCUGU